Molecule: messenger RNA, 414 nt
Organism: Fusarium keratoplasticum
Lineage: Eukaryota; Fungi; Ascomycota; Sordariomycetes; Hypocreales; Nectriaceae
Product: DUF4440 domain-containing protein
Exons: 1
Coding region: 1-414 (137 amino acids)
Source: RefSeq, a predicted model, not a curated record
AUGGGUGAACCGAAAAAGGGAACAAUCCUCGCCCGCAACAAGGAGGGCACCCUCGAAGCCUCAGCCCUCCUCUGGCGCGCCCUCACCUCUGACAAGCCAGAGACGAUGCGCAAGUACAUCACAAAGGACGCGGUGCUCGCAGAGCCCGACAGGAGGGUCUACUCGCCAAAGACGGAGCCCACGCUCGACGAGUACAUCGAGGAAGACUACGAGCCCUGGACCGCGUACAAGAUCCACGGGGAGCCAGAGUUUGUCGAGAUCGACAUGAUGGCCUCGGCCCUCACCUAUCGCGUCACCGCUUGGAAGCUCAAGGGAGGCGAGAUGGUCGCUACUGAGGGGUGGUGCUCGAGUGUGUUUAGGCAAGGUCCUGGGGGAGAUUGGACGUGCUGCUGUCACCAUAUGGCCAAGAUUUGA